GACACUCAACAUUUGACAGAAAAUGGCUGACUUCCCACGGUGCGGAUAGUUUGCUUUAGCACAAUCUUUAAGGUGCUUCACGGUCAGACCAUGCCCUGUUGCAUUUAGCGGAAGAAAACAUCAUGUUCAAAAAGGCCAAACGAGCUAAUUUCCGCCGGCGGAAUGCAUCCGACGAGGAGGACCAGGAGGAGGGUCGACAGCCCCCAGCGGCCCCGCUGCCGCUGCCGUCGUUUGGGCCCGUUGCGGAGGAAAUCCCGUUUAUGGAGACUUUGGAUAACAGCGUUACCGCAGCGCCCAGCGGCGCGGACAACUACCAUAGCAACGGGCUCCAGGUCAACGUCUGCAAUGUCAGAGCUGUCAAGAAAGAGAAGAAAGGCAAAGAACCGGCCGUCGUCACGGUUACGGCGGCGGGACCCACGAAAGCCAGUUUGCUGAGUUUCGACGACGAUGAAGAAGGAUCCGAGGUGUUCCGGGUGAAAAAAUCCAAUCACAGCAAGAAGAUUGUCAAACAGCUGAAGAAAGAAUACAAGGAGGACCUGGAGAAGUCUGGAGUCAAACAGGACGUCAGAUCAGAUGCGCCACCUCAGCCCCUGGUUUCCAUCAAAGAGGAAGUUCUUAGCAAAGCGGGUAGUGAACAUGGGGAGGAAGAAAUGGAGGUUGACAGUGCAGAGGAGGAAGAGGCGAAGGGUCAAGGUGGCCCGGCACAAGGUCAAGUCUCCAAGAGCAACAACACUGGGGCGUCGUUUAACACGCUUUCCUCCCUCGGCAGCCUCAGACCAGGGGAGAUCCCUGAUGCCGCUUUCAUCCAUGCUGCCAGAAAGCGCCGGCAACUAGCUAGAGAGCUGGGCGGUGAAGCCCCCCUGAUAGAGACGGACACGCCCAAGAAACGCAUGGUACGGGAAGAAGAUCAAGAUGCCAGCGACGACGAAGACGAGGAAGAGAAAAGGAUUCGCUUCAGCGGAGUGAAGAACUUAAGCCAGAGACAAAAAAUUGCAGAGGAGAUAGGUAUUGAGGGCAGUGACGACGAGGCGCUGGACACCGGUCAAGAUGAGGAGGUGAGCCGCUGGGAGCAGGAGCAGAUCAGAAAAGGAAUCAGCAUACCCCAGGUCCAAAGCAUCCAGCCAGAGGACAACACGGUCUACUACCAGAACAGCUACGAGAGCCAACCCUAUGGCUCCGCCUACUGCAUGCCGUUCACAUACAGCACCGUUGCCCCACACACCGCCAAGCCGACGGGCCGAGCAGACAAUGGCUCCGUUCACUACGGGACGCCUAUUGGUGAUCUAACGCCCGUGUCCAUUGAUCUGGUAAAGAAACGCCUGCAGGAAAGGCUUGGCCAAAUGCGCGCAUGCCACAACGCAAACGCCAACCGCUACAAACAGAUCGAAGAAGACCUAGCGGCCUCCGAGAGCGCCAUACUGCAGCUGGAGGGCUCGUCCAAUGACGAUGCAGAUCAAUAUAAAUUCUUGCAAGAGAUGCGAGGGUAUGUUGGAGACUUGCUUGAGUGUUUCAGUGAAAAGGUGCCUGCUGUCCUGGAGCUGGAGGCUGCCAUGCACCAGUUACUAAGGCAACGUGCCUCACGACUUGUCCAGAGAAGACAGGAUGAUAUUAAAGAUGAAUCGUCGGAGUUUGCAAGCCUUUCAAGUAAGGCUGUCAUGGCUCCUAAUCUGGACUCCUUUGGUCGUGACCGCGCAGCGUACCAAGAGAACAGUCGUCAGAGGAGGAUAGCUGAAAGAGAAGCACGACGAACUCGCCGGCGGCAAGCUAGAGAGCAGAACGGAAAGCGGGCCGAGCACAAAGAAGGCCUGUCAUCUGACGACGAGGAGACUUCAACUGACAUCACCAGCUUCAACACGGAGAGAGAUCGCAUCAUCAGGGAGUGUAAGAAAGUGUUCGAGGACGUGGUGGAGGACUUUCAUUCUCUGGACUGCAUCAAAUCCCAUUUCGAAGUGUGGAGGAGAAAAUACGCCGACUGCUACAGAGAUGCCUACAUAGGCCUCUGUCUGCCCAAACUCUUCAACCCUUUAGUCCGUCUGCAGCUGAUUACAUGGAACCCCCUCGAGACUCAGUGUGCAAAUUUCGAGUACAUGCUCUGGUUCGAGUCGCUGCUGUUCUACGGCUUCGAGGAGCACAGCGUGUUGCAGAGAGGAGACGGGGAUAUCGGCUUGUUGCCUGCUAUUGUGGAGAAGGUCAUCCUCUCCAAGCUGACAGUGUUGGCGGAGCAAGUGUGGGACCCGCUCUCCGACAGUCAGACAGCCGGGCUGGUGGGCUUCAUUCACAGACUAAUGAAAGGUUACCCCACUGUGCUGCACGGGGACAACCGAUACACACAGGAGCUUUUGAGGACCAUUGUCUUCAGGACCCGGCGGACUCUGGAUGAAGAUGUCUUCCUUCCACUCUACCCCAAAAAUGUGUUGGAGAACAAGAACAGCGACCCCUACUUAUUCUACCAGCGGCAGUUCUGGUCAUGUGUUAAGCUACUAGACAACAUCCUGCAGUGGGAAGGAAUCUUAUCCAGUUCCUGUCUGAAGGACCUGGCACUGGACAGCACUGUGAACAGAUACAUCCUCUCUGCACUGCAGAGCACCGACACUGGAGCAGACAAUAUCCCAAAGUGCCAGAAGGUAGUGGAGUGUCUGCCGGUGCAGUGGUUCUCUGGACUGAAGGGUCAGCACACGCUGCCUCAGCUGGAGCCAUUCUGUCGCUACCUCACCCACCUGGCCAGCACGUUGUACCGCGGCAGUUUGGGAGGGUCUGACGUAGAACGGCGCACUGCCAAGGACCAAGUUAAAGAGGUUGUGAAGCUGUUGGGCAACAUGAAUGCUCUGAACCACAUCAUCGCGGUGGCAGCAGAGCACGGCAUCAAAGACAUCAAGCCAUUUUUGGCGGCCAAGUCGUAGAGGAGGACAUGGCAGUGGACCCUUUUCCUACAUCUUUGCAGUUGUGGGAGCCCUAAGGUUGGAUUUCUAUGGAAAAGAAACUGCAUAAAUGGACUUGAAAUUAAACUUUUGAUUUGACAGUUGGUACCUUGCCUGUAAAGAGAAGGAGCAAGACAUUGGUGUAAAUAUUGUGAAUAAUGUAUAGAACGGUGUGCUCAUCGGCUCAACACAACACGGAUGCUGAAAUAAGGCCUUCUACAGUCUGCUCAGAAACACACUCUGGUUGUUCUACACGUGGAAGAUAUUUUAAAUGGAUAAUUUAUUCAGAAUAAACAAUUGUUAAUGUG
Molecule: messenger RNA, 3226 nt
Organism: Pungitius pungitius (ninespine stickleback)
Lineage: Eukaryota; Metazoa; Chordata; Actinopteri; Perciformes; Gasterosteidae
Gene: paxbp1
Product: PAX3 and PAX7 binding protein 1
Exons: 18
Coding region: 123-2900 (925 amino acids)
Biological process (GO): mRNA splicing, via spliceosome; positive regulation of transcription by RNA polymerase II
Cellular component (GO): nucleus
Molecular function (GO): DNA binding
Source: RefSeq, a predicted model, not a curated record